Nicrophorus vespilloides is the source of this 2254-nucleotide messenger RNA. RefSeq names its product vacuolar protein sorting-associated protein 16 homolog. Lineage: Eukaryota; Metazoa; Arthropoda; Insecta; Coleoptera; Silphidae. Bases 77 to 2254 code for a protein of 725 amino acids. The record is from RefSeq and is a predicted model, not a curated record. Gene Ontology annotation, molecular function: actin binding. Gene Ontology annotation, cellular component: HOPS complex; cytoplasm; endosome. Gene Ontology annotation, biological process: vacuole fusion, non-autophagic; endosomal transport; intracellular protein transport. The transcript has 13 exons.
AGAGAGUCAAUGUUUUGAUGCAAACGUCAGUAUCAAAUGGUUAAUAAAGCAGUGAACAGUAGUGAUUGACGGUGCAAUGUCUGCAGCGAUGUUAACAGCGGAUUGGUUCUUGUUAGGACGAGAUCUAUAUUUUAGAAAAUUCGAAAUAUACUCGUUGGGAUGGCAACGAGACGUUAAUGUAAAUAAUGUUAUUGCUGUGGCUGCCCCUUACGGGGGCCCAAUUGCAGUUAGAAGGGACAACAAGAAGUUGGUUAAGGUGCAAGGCAGCGGUCAGUUGAUAAUUUCCAUCUACUCCGGCUCAGCCAGACACAUCAAAUCAAUUAAAUGGGAGGGUAAACCUGUUGUGAAGAUAGGAUGGUCCAAUGAUGAGAGACUGAUUUGCGUGCAGGAGAAUGGUAAAGUUACAGUGCAGGAUGUCUUUGGCAGCUUCGAGCAUACCUUCACCAUCAGCCAGAAGCUUAAUUCUAAAGUGGUUGAUGCUGCUAUCUUCACUAAUCCACAGAACUUCACAGGCAUUGCUGUGUUAACAGAAGCCAAUAAGAUUUUCUAUAUUGAGAAUAUUUAUGAUCCCAAAGAGAAGCAACUCAGUGAUUUACCAAGAGUUGGUCGGCAGCCGACAAGUUGGGUGGUCAUUUCUCAAGAUAGAUUAACUGAGGUGCUUAUAGCUAAAGAGAAGGCUUUGUUUAGAUUAACCAGAGAUGAGCAUCAUCCCAGCAGCAUGUUAGUUGCUGAUGUUGCACAUGAGUACACUUCCAUCAUCAAGAUGGCUGUGUCGAUAAACGCAAGGCAUGUGGCUUUCUUCACUGAUGCCGGUUACCUCUGGAUGGGCUCAUCGGAUUUGCGCACUAAAUACUGCGAACUUGAUACGGAGAUGAUCACGAAACCGAAGCAAUUAGUAUGGUGUGGAACGGAAGCGGUGGUUGCUUUUUGGGAGAAAGACUACACCUUGAUGGUGAUGGGAAGACACGGAGAGAAAAUGACUUACUCGUACGAGGCGUGCGUCCAUUUGGUGCCGGAAAUCGAUGGAGUCCGUAUUCUAUCGGCGACGCAACACGAGCUCGUACAAAAGGUUCCCGAUGUUGUCCAGAAGAUAUUCAGAAUCAACAGCACCGAUCCCGGAAGCUUCCUGCUUGAAGCCUCAAAGCAAUUCCAGAGGAGGAGUCAUAGAGCGGAUGAGUACAUUUCAUUGGUUAACAAGAAUUUGGGGCGGGCCGUAGAGCAGUGCAUCGAAGCCGCCGGUUACGAGUUCGACACUGAAGUUCAGAAAAUGCUGAUCAGGGCCGCUCAAUUCGGAAAAUGCUUUGUUUCGAGCAUCGAUUCCGAUGAGUACGUUGAGAUGUGUCGAUUGCUUAGAGUUUUAAACGCGGUUAGGGAUCCGAGAAUAGGCAUUCCCAUGACCAAAACCGAAUAUGAUUGUUUAUCGCGUGGUAAAUUGCUGGAUCGAUUAGUGACAAGAGGACAAUAUUUCUUAGCCAUUCAAAUCGCCAAGUAUUUGAAGAUGCCUGAAAAAGAAGGCAGUAACAGGAUUUUGGUGCAUUGGGCUAAAUAUAAAGUUGGUAAACAUCAGCCGGUGGAUGAUGAGAUGAUAGCUAAGGAGAUUGGAGAUAAAUUAGGUUACACCCCAGGGAUUUCUUACAGUGAGAUUGCGAAAACCGCUUCGGAUAAUGGUCGUACAAAGUUAGCAAUCAAAUUGUUGGAUUACGAGCCUCGGGCUAGUGAACAAGUGAAACUAUUAGUGGAUCUGAAGGAGUACAAACCAGCUUUGGUAAAAGCCAUAGAAAGCGGUGACACGGAUUUGAUCUACGAUGUGAUAUUGAAGUUGCGCGGACACAUGACCAUGGGCGAUUUCAAACUAUUGCUUCAUGAAUAUUCUGUGGCCAUAGCUUUGUACAUCAAGUACUGCAAGGAACACGACCCAGAGGCGUUAACCGAGAUUCUUAUACAGGAAGACGAUUUUGAUUCGCAGGCGCAGCAGCAUUUGAUAGCUAGUUUAGAUGAAAAGAAAAAUUGGGAUCGCGAAAUGAACGUUUCCAGUGCGCUUAAAGCUUAUAAAGUGAAACGAAACGAUUUGAACGCGUCGAUUUGCGAGGAAACCGUGCGGUUGUUCAAACACCAGAAGACGUUUGAAGAGAAACUGAAGAAACAGUUCGUCGGGAAAUCGGCGCACGACACUUGCAGAGAGCUAUUGUUGAUGGAAGAAUUUAAACUUGCCGAGAAGUUUAAAGGCGAAUAUAAAAUACCCGAUAAAAGGUAA